CGCCGCCCUGUGCGAAGCGAGGGAGAGGUCACGAACUCUGACCCGCCGGAGGAGCCGAGAAACGGGGGGGAAAGACGCCGCUUUUAUCGCCCGUUUGAAAAAUAACGUUGCAGGCAUGCUGAAAAAUAAGUAAUUGGGAGAAAAAGUAGCAUUAAGACUUGUAUGAAAGCUUGAGAACGUUGUGAGGACAAGUAGGAGGUUCAUAUGCAUCGGGUGUCUAUGGCUGGAAGCCCACCAGUCUCCUUGGCUGAACAGGCUCAAGUAAAGCUCAUCACAGUCACUGAUGACUUAGUUCAGCAACUAGCUGAGCAUCAGAUGAGGAAAAGGCUUUCUGAAGUCAGGAGUUGAAUUCCUCGCUGCAGAAUACACAGCCUCUGAUCUGCUCUGCAAGCCACGGUAUUAAAGAUCCUGGUCUCCCACUCUCAAGGGAUAUUAUCCACUGUAGCUCCAGGAACUGUAAUAGGACGACCAAUAAUGACCAGCACCCCACAGAGGAUUCAGAUUGUUCCCACAGACUCUGGUGUCACAGUAGCACAGCGCAUUCAGAUUGUCACUGAUCAGCAGACGGGCCAAAAGAUUCAGAUAGUCACGUCGAUGGACCAUGGUGCAAGCAAGCAAUUCAUAUUAACAAAUUCAGAUGGCACACCAUCGAACAAAGUGAUAUUAGCCCGCCCUGAUUCAGGACAAGGAAAGGUCAUCUUGUCCACGCCUGACUCUGCUGGUCUCAACCAACUCAUCUUUACAUCUCCCGAUGGAUCAGCGCAGCACAUACAGAUUGUAACUGAUGCAUCUUCGGCUGAGCAAAGUGCAGUCAAGCCACCACUGGAGUUUUGUGUAGUUUGUGGUGACAGAGCAUCGGGACGUCAUUAUGGGGCAGUGAGCUGCGAAGGUUGUAAAGGCUUCUUCAAAAGAAGUAUAAGGAAGAACUUAGUGUAUGUGUGCAGAGGGUCGAAGGACUGUGUGAUUAACAAGCACCACAGGAACCGCUGCCAGUACUGUCGGUUGCAGAGAUGCCUGGUACUGGGCAUGAAGCAGGAUUCUGUGCAGUGUGAGCGGAAACCCAUCGAAGUUUCUCGAGAAAAGUCAGCAAAUUGCGCAGCGUCGACUGAAAAGAUUUACAUCCGGAAAGAUUUGCGUAGUCCUCUGGCUGCAACGCCAACGUUUGUAACGGACAAGGAAAGUGCAAGAUCUGGAGGUCUUUUAGAGCCUGGAAUGCUGGUAAAUAUCCAACAACCACUGAUGAAGACAGAGAGUGCUAUGCUACUCACAGCUGAGAACAAGAUUGAAACCUGUCAAGGUGAUUUAAGCACUCUCGCAAAUGUGGUCACAUCACUUGCAAACCUAAGCAAGUCCAAGGAUCUGUCCCAAAGCAGUGCCGAUUUGUCGGGGAUAGAUGCCCUAAGUAAUGGUGAUGCUUCUUUAUCAGAAAUGCAGCAGGAUGACCAGUCUGCGAGUGAUAUUACCAGGUGUUUCAGGGCGUUCGACACACUUGCAAAAGCACUGAAUCCCGCAGAGGGAUCAGCUGUCCAGAACUCAGCGGAGUGCAUGGAUACCUCGGGCACCAACAUCCAGCUCAUCAGUGGAGAGCAGUCCCUACCUAUCGUUGAGAUUGAGGGUCCCCUUCUCAGUGACGUGCAUGUUGCUUUCAAGCUAACAAUGCCGUCACCAAUGCCAGAGUACCUGAAUGUGCACUAUAUCUGCGAGUCUGCAUCAAGAUUAUUGUUCCUUUCCAUGCAUUGGGCAAGAUCUAUUCCAGCCUUCCAGGCUCUUGGGCCGGACAAUAAUACAGCUUUGGUACGCGCUUGUUGGAAUGAACUCUUUACACUUGGUCUUGCCCAGUGUUCCCAAGUGAUGAAUCUAUCGACCAUACUCACAGCAAUCGUAAACCACCUACAAACAAGUCUCCAGCAAGGUUGGCAGGGAGCUAAUCUUCAAACGGUUGAUUCAUAUAAAUUGUCGGCAGACCGAGUGAAAGUGGUGAUGGAACACAUCUGGAAGCUGCAGGAGUUCUGCAACAGCAUGGUCAAACUAACUCUGGAUGGAUACGAGUACGCCUACCUGAAAGCAAUCGUACUCUUUAGUCCAGACCACCCAGGCCUAAUUAAUGCUGCACAAAUUGAUAAGUUUCAAGAGAAGGCAUAUAUGGAACUCCAGGAUUAUGAAGCAAAAGCCUACCCAGAUGAUUCUUACAGGUUAUCAAGACUGCUGCUUAGAUUGCCUGCGCUACGACUCAUGAGUUCUGCCAUCACAGAAGAACUGUUCUUUGCCGGACUAAUAGGAAAUGUGCAGAUUGACAGUAUAAUACCUUACAUAUUGCGAAUGGAAACGGCAGAGUACAACAGUCAAAUCACAGGGUCUGCAGUGUGAUUUAACACCUAUGAACAAUCAAAGCAACCUGCUUGCAAGCUUCUUCGCCUUCUCUUCAACAAUGAGGGACAAUUGCAGGUUGUUCGUGUACAAAAAAAAAUCACGGGGUAGUCUUUAAAAAAGAAUGAAAGAAAACCGUUCAUGGGGAAUAGACUGUGAAUAUUUUUCAUUGAAGAAUUGUGCUUGAUAGCAGUUGUAAUAAAAAAAAAGUGACCAUGAAAGAGCCCUUCUUUUUUUUAAAUUGUUAGUUUCUGCAGUUUGCAGAAUGCGUGUACAGCUUGGGUUGAAAACGCCAUGAUCAUAUAUUUGUUUACCCCGAUUUUUCUUUUUUUUUAAAUUUUUAUAGGACUGUAUUUGACUAAACAGUCACUUGAGAACAAUGGGCUUGUUUAAUGUCUCGGUAGCAUAUUGAUAAGGCACCAAUGUUGCAUGUCUGAGACUGUUCCAGUAUAUAGCAUAACAUUUAGACGUAGAAUCAGACACCUUCUUGGGCAAGUAUUGGGCAACUGUGAAUAGCUGGCAAAUUGUCUUUUAUCAAAUGAUUGUGUCAUUGUAUCUGGUAGCUUAAUUUUAUUGAUAUCACACCUGUAUCCUUUUUAACGAAUAAGAACACAAGCAAAACCAGGAGAGAAGACAAAUUAUAUUUUGCUGCGUAACCAUUCAAACUAAUGUUAGAUUUAGUCGUCUGGUCCAAUAUAGAGUUAACUGAUAACAAUAAGUGCAUUGAAACGACUUGGCCUUCAAUGGACUGACAAACUGCCCCAACUAGUAUUCAUCCAAAGGAAACAGUCUCACUUCUAUACUAAACUCACGCACAGCAGUACUAAUUAAAAGGAAGCAAAUUUAACUCGAUUUGGAUGUUUUGUUAUAAAAAGCAGCUAUAAAAAAAACCUUACUGUAGCACUUUGAAAGCUGUCGAGAAAACGCCAAUGCAAAGAUUUAUCCCCCUUAACUAUUCUAGUUUCUUUCCCCGCCACCCCUUCCCACUUCGGAGUUUAUUUUUCAGCCACUUCCCUAUUUAAAGUACAUCAAUGCAUCGUAGAAUCUGUGAUUCAGAUCUGUAAUUAUUACAGAAUCUGUAACCCAGGAGGUGAAAACAAAAUGCACCCCAAUUUCCACAAAGAAAUACCAGUGGCACAUACCGUUAUCAAGAACAAUUGGAAAAUUGUUACUAUUUUUGCAUUUACUUUUUCCAGAAAAGAACCUCUUUUUGGUGAAAGCCCCAGCAGUCGGGCUGAUCACAAUUUUCUUUGUGCUAAAAUCUCCUGUAGUAUAGUAAUUGACUUCAAAUUUAUGUUCCAAUGAAAUGAAAAUGGUUGCUAGGUAUUUAGUCUGUACAGUUCCAGGUUUAGCCGGUUUUCGUGUUGCGCCAGUGUUUUCUGCUGCACUACAGUGGAAGCUUUACCUGCAUCAGAACGUUAUACGGAAUGUCAUUUGCAAAAUACAUGUUUUCUGUACGAAUUGUGGUUUACAAUAUUCAAUUUUAGAAUUUUAUAAAAUGUCCUGUUAAAAAACUUGGAACUCAAAGAAAUGCUAGUCUUGAGGAACUCGAGAUUACCUUGCCUGAUAUUUUGUUGGACUUCUUUUGCUAACUACUUUCCUUCCUCUAAGCCUUUUUUUCCCCAUUUGGCAAUCGAAACCUGCUGCACAUUUCCAUCAAGUCUGAAUCUGCAUUGCUUUUAUUUGAAGGUAGGGUGAGGGUUGUUUUUUUUUGGUUUGUGAAGUCAGAUGGGGCAGCAAUUGAAACAGUAUCAAAGAAGCUUCUGACAUUUGCUAGCUUUCUCACCAGCUUUUGCAGGAUAACGUAAGUUGACUAUUUUGUAUAAAAAAAAAGAAAAUAUAUAAUUUAAAAAUCAUAUUUGUGUCUGAUUCUUUAAGCCCACUCCCCUCUUCCCAUUCUACCCACUCUGUGCAGUUCGCAGUCAAGGCUCUUGUAUGUUUCAAAAACGUGUGUCUACUCUCGAGGCACAUCCAGAAGCCAGGUAGAAGAAUAUUAGGUCAAUGUAAUUGCUAGAUUCCACAAACAAUUAAUGUGUUCCUUACAUAAAAGCUUGACAGAGCAUUUGGCUGUGGGUGUAAAACUCUGGAGGAAACGUUGGUGAUUUUAUAUUGCACCUUUCGAUCCAUCCACAGCUAACCAACCGGCAGAAAGGCUGAACAAUUCCAUUACUUGACAAAACACCUCGAAUCGCAGGUAAUAGAGGGAACUUAGCACCGAAUAACUAGUUGUUGCCACGACAAUCAAAAAUUGGUUUCAUUCUCCUGUGCUAAAGGACAUGGAAUUGUGGCCUGUUGAAGCCGUGUAUAACAUUAGGGUCGCUUACUACAUAUUAUACACAAAAUGAGGUGCAGCUUAUAGAUAGUGUGCGCUCUGGUUUGAAGUGCUUUGCAUUCCAUAUCUGUAUAGCAUACACUAGUGAUAGCUCAGUGUCUAUACUGCCAGUAAUUCCCCUCAGAUAUUUCCUCCAGUGUGCUUUUUGUAUAAAUGCUCCUGUAAAUGUCUUGAAAUCAGACUACAAGUGUAAAUUCUAUUUUGGCUGUAUUUUUUUAAACAAAUUGUAACUGAUUUUAUUAGGAAAAAAAAUCUGUGAUGUUUUACUUGUUUGUAUAUAGCUACAUGUUAGGAUGACGGCAAUAAGAUUGAGUAUUAAACGGCAGCAAAAACUGAAUUGUGUGUAUUUGUGUAUGAUAAAAACCUAGUAAACUAAAA
This is a messenger RNA of Amblyraja radiata (thorny skate), 5077 nucleotides long. It is a transcript of the gene nr2c1, whose product is annotated as nuclear receptor subfamily 2, group C, member 1. The transcript has 17 exons. Gene Ontology annotation, molecular function: zinc ion binding; DNA-binding transcription factor activity; sequence-specific DNA binding. Lineage: Eukaryota; Metazoa; Chordata; Chondrichthyes; Rajiformes; Rajidae. The record is from RefSeq and is a predicted model, not a curated record. Bases 475 to 2367 code for a protein of 630 amino acids. Gene Ontology annotation, biological process: regulation of DNA-templated transcription.